CUUCCGGCACGGCCCUUAGCCCAGUUUCCGGCGUCCUCAGGCAGCAGCCGCGGCGCGUUUUUCCCCCCGGCAAGGACGCUGCGGAGCGGAGCUUCUGUGCUGACUUCUCUGCUAGCGGGGCGUUUGCCUUUGCUGAGGACGGCGUGCGGAGCCCGGGAAUGAAGGAUGGCAGCACGCCGUGCAUUAAAAGCUGUUUUGGUGGAUCUCAGUGGCACCCUUCACAUUGAAGAUGCAGCUGUGCCAGGCGCACAGGAAGCUCUUCAAAGGUUACGUGCUACUUCUGUAAUGGUUAGGUUUGUGACCAAUACAACCAAAGAGAGCAAGAAAGACCUCUUGGAAAGAUUGAAAAAAUUGGAGUUUGAUAUCUCUGAAGAUGAAAUAUUCACUUCUCUGACUGCAGCCAGAAACUUGGUAGAGCAGAAACAAGUCCGACCCAUGCUGCUGGUUGAUGAUCGGGCCCUACCUGAUUUUAAAGGAAUACAAACAAGUGAUCCUAAUGCUGUGGUCAUAGGAUUGGCACCAGACCAUUUUCAUUAUCAAAUUCUGAAUCAAGCAUUCCGGUUGCUCCUGGAUGGGGCGCCUCUGAUAGCAAUCCACAAAGCCAGGUAUUACAAGAGGCAAGAUGGCUUAGCCCUGGGGCCCGGACCAUUUGUGACUGCUUUAGAGUACGCCACAGAUACCAAAGCCACAGUCGUGGGGAAACCAGAGAAAAUGUUCUUUUUGGAGGCAUUGCGGAGCACUGGCUGUGAACCUGAGGAGGCCAUCAUGAUUGGAGAUGAUUGCAGGGAUGAUGUUGGUGGGGCUCAGAAUGCCGGCAUGCUGGGCAUCUUAGUCAAAACUGGGAAAUAUCGAGCAGCAGACGAAGAAAAAAUUAGUCCAGCUCCUUACUUAACUUGUGACAGCUUCCCUCAUGCCGUGGACCACAUUCUGCAGCAUCUACUGUGAACCAUUAUGUGAAUCAGAAGCAACUUGAAACGCAGCUUUUCAUUGUCUGGAAAGAAUCCCUCAACAACGUAAUGCCACUUAAUGACAGACAGAGACCACUCAGCCCUGGUCACCAUUUAACCCUCUAUUAUUGGGCAGUAAUUAGAAAGAAAGGUAUUGAAUUGCAGCCAGACACCAAGCCUGGCUAAUCCCUUUUUUUUUUUUUUUUUGUAAAAGAAGAUGAGAUCCAAAGAAAGGGAAAGCUGAGAUUUUGUGCCAUUCCUUUUAAAAUAUUCAUCAGAUUAGCGGUGCUGGGGAAGAGUCUAUUGCAGGGACCCUGUUCUUUGCUGUCUCCUCACUGGUAAAUUGGAGGGGUUCAGACUCUGAAUAAAGUUGAGUGGUGUUUUGUUUGUUUUUUUUUUUUUUUUCCGGUACGUGGGCCUCUCACUGUUGUGGCCUCUCCCGUUGCGGAGCACAGGCUCUGGACGCGCAGGCUCAGCGGCCAUGGCUCACGGGCCCAGCUGCUCCGCGGCAUGUGGGAUCUUCCCGGACCGGGGCACGAACCCGUGUUCCCCGCAUCGGCAGGUGGACUCUCAACCACUGUGCCACCGGGAAAGCCCGUUGAAUGGUGUUUUUUAAGUUAUAAAGUACUGCACUGAAGAGUGCAUUAGGCUGUAGUUUUUGUUUGUUUUUGUUUUUGUUUUUUGCGGUACGCGGGCCUCUUACUGUUGUGGCCUCUUCCAUUGCGGAGCACAGGCUCCGGACUUGCAGGCUCAGCGGCCAUGGCUCACGGGCGCAGCCGCUCCUUGGCAUGUGGGAUCUUCGCAGACUGGGGCACGAACUCGUGUCCCCUGCAUCGGCAGGCGGACUCUCAACCACUGUGCCACCAGGGAAGCUCUAGGCUGUAGUUUUAAUUUUGAGUUCAACUGUGAAAUCCAUCAGAAGUGCCAAGUGGGGUACAGGACAGAAGAAGCAAAAUAAAGUGUCCUUUAGCCCAAGUGAAGGAAUGAAUUUGCUUUAACAGAUGUUGAAAACUAGAUUAGCUACUGUAUUAUUCCCAGCACAGGUGACUUCUUUUUCUCUUCGUUAGCCAGAGAUGAGUAAUUUAAAUUUAGAACCUGGUUUUAAUUUAAAAUAAUAUUUCCAUUAAUAACCUAUUCAUUGCAGAUACCUAUUACACUGUGUAACAGUUGUUUUGGAAAUUUUAUGUAAAAGUAAAACUAUCAGUAUUUUACAGAUGUUUUAAUUAGACAUUGUUAUUAACAGGAACAGUGCAGAAACUAAAAUCAAACCUUUAAUGUCUUAUAGACCAUGCAUUUUUGAGGUUAGUGUCCACCCGGGUCCUAUUAACUGUACAUUUGCAAGAUUUCAUUAUUUUUGCCUCUGACACUAUGGGAGAAAUCUUUUAGAAGCUGUUGGGACAGAUUCAAGCUUUUAUGUACUUGGUUACUACGGCUGUAAAAUGAAAUCUCGUCUUGCAGCAUGGUUUCUUCUUCUCGUGUUAAACCCACCAAAAUGAAGGGGACUAAAUAGGUAAUGAUCUUCUUAGUGCAUUUGCAUACUGUGAUGAUCCUGGGCCUUUGCAAUUGUUUUACUGGGCUCUUGGGCACUGGAUCAUUAGCCUAUAAUUGUCCAUUAUCAUGGUGCUCACCUUAUUGAAGCACACAGCAGUGUUAAUGAGUUUUGGGUUUUGAUGCUUGUUUAGAGAUCAGCUUGGUCUUGGAUGGGGGGGAGCAAAGCUAAAUAAAUGGCCGCUUCCUCUCCUUCUAGUCGUUUGGUGAACACUUUUCUUGUUUUUGCAGAUGCCCCAACUUAGUCCUUAUGAUCCUAGAGUGCAGAAGACAGAUGUGCUAGGGCACCACCCCAGAUCAGAAGGAGGAGUGCAGUGACUGGGGGCACAGAGCAGGGAGCCUGGCCAGCACUUCCCUUCGGUGACCUUGGGCAACUCCCCUAGCCGUUCCUGCCUCCUCUGCCUUCUCUGUAAAGUGGAGAUACCCAUAGUGCCCACCAUGUAGGCUUGUUGUGAGGGUUAAAUGCACAACCCGUAUAUCAAGGACUUUAAAUAGAAUCGGACGAAUGUUAAGUGUUGCCUGUUUGCGAUGAUGACACAGAUGUAGCAGGAGUAUCUGCAUUUAACAAUCUGGAAAGGUUGGUAGAAUUCAUCUCUACAGUCAGUUCAGUGGGGAAAGUCUUCCUGAGAAUUUAAAAAAGAGAGACAUUCUACUACAUUUAAAUUCCCUCAGGCCGGAGCCACACAGAAAAGCCCAGCGUGCAGGCAAGAGGGGCUGCUGGGCGUGUUCACCAGUAGUCUGUUCCCGGGCACCUGGGUCACUGAUUCCUUGGCCCAAGCGUUAUCAGGGGUUUGCUAGCUGCUGUGCGCCAAGUGCCUUCUAGGAAAUAAACAUUUAAGAGAAGGAUUUUGCCUGGAGGGCCCUUACUAGGUGAGGAGCUAAGGAGAAUACCCAAGGCAAUGGGUCUGUCUCCCUCCUCUGUGACGAGGUCCUGACCGCAGGGUGGAGUGAAGCGUUCCCCUCCUUCGUGCCCUGGAGCAGUUGUCAGAUUAUACUUAGGUCUUCAAACGUCUCUUCUCCCCACCAGACAGGACUCUUGUCUGUGCUACAACACAGAUGGGCACUCAGGCCGUCACCAGACAACUCAAAAUUAGCUGUAAAUAUUACAGGAAUUGAAUGCUGGAGGGUAUAGCUGUCUGUAGGGAGGAGAAAAUGUUUCGUUUUAGACUUGCUGCCCAUAGGGGAGGCCCGUUAGGCACUUAAAUAAUGGCUCUGAUGCUCUGGAGACAGGUUAGAGCUAAAUCCAAGCAGUAGACAUCACUGAUGGGUGAGUGGCAGGAGGGGGCAACCCAGCUGCGUGUAACGAGCCAGCCAAGAGAAACGGCCGCUCUACUUUCCUCCAUUCUCGCGUGGCCCUCUAGGCCAUUAAAAUCUUAGUUGGCUAUUUUAUUUACUUAAUAAACACUAUAUAGGACUUUCUAACUGACCUGUCCACAGUGUGAAGUGCGUGAGGAUAAAUAGAAAUCUUGGUUUAGGUCGAGGUUACUGUAAACAGUAACAGCUCAGCUGGUUGGUUGGCUUGCCUUGGGCUUCAUGGAGGAGAUUGAAUAACCGAAGUACGUAAAGGACUUCAUUUUCCAGCCAUCACAUUUCAGGGGCUGUCUCGUGGUACUGACCCCAAGGAUAGUGUUUGUGCCAGCUUUACUAUAAUCCUGUCCUGGCCCCAGAAAGCGGACCAAGUGACAUCUUCAGACUUGAAAGGGCAUUAGAGAAUGCCCAUUGUCAGGAGGCGGUUAUUGGGCAUCUGCUGUGAGCUGGGCGUGGAGGAGGGCAGAGGGCCAGUCUGGGGGGGAGACAAGGUUGUUGCACGCACUUCACACACGUCCAGAAUCAGCUAGUUCUGCAGUGGCUCUGCCUACCCUCCACUCUGCCCCUGUCGGCGGGGACUGUAAGCCUGGCAAGGAGAAGGCGGCUGGCCCACCUCCCUGGUGACGGUUCCCUCCAGCACCUGCGGUUGUGGGUACGAGAAACUGCCCUGGAGUGACGGUGUCAUCACCUCACUCUUAACCCCACACCGGAAAAUUACAGGAGCAAGUUGGACAGGAAAGUCACAACACACCUGCACGGAUUAUGUUCAGUUGGGUUUGGAUCAGUGGUGGUUCACGUUGGAUGAAACUGAAGUCCGUGGGCGCCUAUAAUAAAGAAUUUUUAAAACCGCACUCAUCUACUUCAGUAAAACACUUGCCUUGGGCAGCAGAGUACUUUCGUCCUGUUAGCACUUGUUUGCAUAGAGCCAUGUUUGCAUUAUUGAGUUUCUUUGACAUAAGUCAAA
Messenger RNA from Mesoplodon densirostris (Blainville's beaked whale), 4767 nucleotides. It is a transcript of the gene HDHD2, whose product is annotated as haloacid dehalogenase like hydrolase domain containing 2. The record is from RefSeq and is a predicted model, not a curated record. The transcript has 7 exons. Gene Ontology annotation, biological process: dephosphorylation. Gene Ontology annotation, molecular function: phosphatase activity. Bases 166 to 945 code for a protein of 259 amino acids. Lineage: Eukaryota; Metazoa; Chordata; Mammalia; Artiodactyla; Ziphiidae.